AUGGCUACCUAUGAUCCUGCUACAUCCACAAACUCUACCACAGAGACAUUAUCAGAAGAAGAACCCAAACGCUCUCCCGAUGGAUUGUUCUUGUUCACCGUACAUAUGCUUAUAGUGAACAAGCUUGGUCACGGCACACCUCUCACUCUUCAUUGCAAAUCCAAAAACGAUGAUCUUCAGGUUCAUGUCAUUCAAUAUGACCAAAGUUUCAGGUGGAAAUUCCGACCUAAUUUUUGGGGAACAACGUUGUUCUACUGUUACUUUUGGUGGAGUGGGGGAAGAGGGGCUUAUGAUAUCUACAAGGAUCGGAGGGAUCAUGAUAGGUGCACUCAUAACUGUGAUUGGUAUGUCACCAAAGAAGGUGUAGAAGGUUACACAGAAGAGAAUAAGAAUUAUGGCAAAAAACGUAGACGAGACAUAUUGUUCAAGUGGGACGAAACAGACAAACUUACUAAGGGUGGAGAAGUAUAG
Molecule: messenger RNA, 471 nt
Organism: Vigna unguiculata (cowpea)
Lineage: Eukaryota; Viridiplantae; Streptophyta; Magnoliopsida; Fabales; Fabaceae
Source: RefSeq, a predicted model, not a curated record